Diorhabda sublineata is the source of this 1876-nucleotide messenger RNA. RefSeq names its product DNA polymerase delta subunit 3 (gene PolD3). Lineage: Eukaryota; Metazoa; Arthropoda; Insecta; Coleoptera; Chrysomelidae. The record is from RefSeq and is a predicted model, not a curated record. Bases 459 to 1835 code for a protein of 458 amino acids. Gene Ontology annotation, biological process: DNA synthesis involved in UV-damage excision repair; DNA strand elongation involved in DNA replication; nucleotide-excision repair, DNA gap filling. The transcript has 7 exons. Gene Ontology annotation, cellular component: delta DNA polymerase complex; nucleus. Gene Ontology annotation, molecular function: DNA-directed DNA polymerase activity.
AUUAAUUACAAACUUAGCACUAAAACAACCUCAAAGAGUCUUUAAAUGCGAUUUAUUAGAGAAAAUUAAAAAUUCGUUGAAUCAUUCACCUCCAAUGCAAAAACUCGACUUAGUGCGCAAGUGUGAAUGCUUCGUAAGCGCUAGAGUCAAAUUUCUUUUAAUUUUUGAUAAAAAACUUGUUCCACUUCCUGAUUUGUUUGUAUAUCUAUAAUUUCUAUAACACGUUGCUUUGCUCAUUGAAUGUAUUCCACAAAACUAUCGACAGUAUAAAAAAUGUAAUCAUUAAAACAAGAAUAUACCUACUUAUCGUGUGAAAAAUGCGAGGUCUACAAGAAAUAGUAACCGGACACCGAUAAAAAAACCGAGUGUACAUUCAGAUAGAUUCACAUUUUGGCGGUGUUUUUAUUUUUGUUGAUGGUCCUUCUAACAUAUAAUUUAAUUACAUAUUAUAAAAAACGAUGGAUAGUUCGAUUGAAGAAAAACAUUUUGAAACGUUAGAUGAGUACAUAAAAGAUGAUGACAAAAUCGUUACAGUUCCUUCCUUAUCCAGAAUUUUAAAUAUUCCUAUAGUCGAUUCACAACAUAUACUGUCAGAAUAUGUGAAAAAACAACGAAAUAUUAAAUCCGACGAACUCUCUCUCACAUAUGUUUUAACGGGAACAAUUAAAGAUAAUGGAAAGGCAGUGAUUAUAGUUAAGGAAUCUGAUUUAGCGACAAAAAGGACCUCGUUCGAUAAAGUUGAAAGUGAAGUGUUAUUUAGUGUACAAAAAUGCAAAAAAAUUGAUUUUAAUGUAUUGUCGUUGGUUGAUGAUGUGACUGUAGCCAAAAGAGAACCAUUGCUUGGUUCUAUUGUAAGUAAAAACUGUAUAAAACGUGCUCUCAAGAUAAAAAAACUACCGCCUCCUCAACCAACUACAGUCAAGGGAAAAUCUUCACAUUUCUUAUCUAAAGGUUCUCCAGUGAAACCAGAGAAAUCUGCAGUAAAAUCUGAGGAUAAGUCCAAAGGAAAUGGUAUUUUAAAUAUGUUUGAUAAAGCAGCUCCACCGGCGGGUAAAUCUACAUCAGAGAAAAAGCCCCUGAUUGAAUGUACAAAAAUUAAACAAAAAAAUGGUAUAUCUGCCUUUUUUUCUAAAAGUACCUCAACUAGCAAUUCAAGUAUAAAAAGCGAGACCAGCAUUAAGACAGAAAACUCCACAAGUAAUGAUGACCAACCUCAUGGAUUAGAAGAAUUAAUGGAAGUUGAUUUUAAAGAACUUGAUGAAGAGGAGAAUAAAAUCAAAGCAAAUGAGAAAGAUGUGGGAAUAGAUAGUACUAUCAUAGAAAAUGAUGUUAAAAAAGAAAAGAAGAAAGAAUCAAAGAAACAUGAAGUUAAAGAGAAGAAAACAAAAAAUAAGAGGAGAAGAGAUAACAGCGAAGAAAAAAAUCUUAAAAAAAGAAAACGGAUAAUACAAAGAAAUGAUUCAGAAAGUGAUGAUAUGUUUGAGAAUGACGAGGAAGAUGUAAUUGAAAAAUCUGAUGAUGAAAUAGAAAGAGCUCCUUCACCAGUAAAACCUUUGGCGCCCAAAAACAAAAUUAGAAAAGCAGUCGAUAAAACAUACAUGGAUGAUGAAGGCUUCUUAGUGACAAAAACUGAAUAUGUUUUCGAAUCGGCCCCGGAGGAUGACGACGAGGUUCCAAUAAAAAAAGAAACGACUGCAAAACCAAAAUUUGAGAAGAAAACAAGUGCUUCCUCGGAAACGGAUGUUUCUCCUACUAAAAACUCCAAAGGCAAAAAAGGAAAGAAGAACAAUUCGCAGAACCAACCAACAUUAAUGAAUUUUUUCAAGAAAAAGUGAAAAUUUAAUAAAAGAGUUUGAAAUAUAUAUUAAUACUUGUA